Coccidioides posadasii C735 delta SOWgp is the source of this 697-nucleotide messenger RNA. RefSeq lists its product as uncharacterized. Gene Ontology annotation, cellular component: mitochondrial inner membrane. Gene Ontology annotation, biological process: mitochondrial respiratory chain complex IV assembly. The record is from RefSeq and is a predicted model, not a curated record. Lineage: Eukaryota; Fungi; Ascomycota; Eurotiomycetes; Onygenales; Onygenaceae.
ACAAGCCGACUCAUUGCAAAAGCUCUUUGAUGGCAGGAUAGUUGAUUGCAAACAACGUGGGAAUUUCGGCGACCAUCAUGAACAGCACAUUGUUCCUCCGAUCCGGUAGACUUCCAACAAAUGCCAACCGUAUUCGUUACCGUGCAUGGUCCUUCCGGCGCACACUAAUUGCGGCGCCAGGCCCUCGCUCGGGGCCCCUCCUAAGUCGAAGGGCCGACCGCGAACUUCCGUCAAUUGAUUCCCAUCGGCGGUGGAUUCGAACUCUUCCUUUAUUUGCUGCAGCUAUUGGUGUCUCUAUGUUGGCGAUAUUCAACUACCAAAAGUCAUCUUCGAGUGUCGUGAACAGCACCAUGUAUGCUCUUAGAACGUCUCCCAAAGCGAGAGAGUUUCUGGGGGAUGAGAUCUACUUUGCGCAAAAGAUACCAUGGAUUGGCGGAGAAAUCAAUCAACUUCAUGGACGGAUAGAUAUUUCGUUCUGGGUCAAAGGAACACGUGCGAAGGGGAAGAUGCGGUUUAAGAGUACUAGAGAAAAUCGCAUGGGUUUUGUAAGCUUUUUUCUUUUCCUUUUUUUCUUUUUUUCUUUUCUUUUUUUUUUUCGUUUCUUUGAAAUACUGUUCUUGAUUUUAAGUCUAUUGUUUUCACCCUUUGUUUUCUUCAAAGUACAAGAUAUCCUGUACUAACCUCAGCUGGUCCGAAU